This is a messenger RNA of Eruca vesicaria subsp. sativa (arugula), 1757 nucleotides long. The record is from the annotation of a GenBank genome assembly. Lineage: Eukaryota; Viridiplantae; Streptophyta; Magnoliopsida; Brassicales; Brassicaceae.
CAUGCAAAGAAGACAAACACUUCUUCUUCUUCUUCUCUUCUGUUCUAUUUUCUCUCUCGAGCUGGGUCUUUUGUCUACUGUCGUCAAAGUGAUUCCGCAUGUUUCAGACAUCUCUCUGUUAAGACUUGAUCAUAUGAGGCGGCAUGCAUGGUCUUGAAUGCACAGCCUAUUAAACUGAGAUUUACCGACCAGUGAGUGAGGUGUCUUCCUGUUCUCUGUUCUUGGGAGAAACCAAAGGCAGAUACCUUCUGCAUAUAAAUAGAUUAUGGAACAUGGUUUGCCGUCUAUGAAGUCAAUCAAAUCAUUGAAGUCAUUUGUUAAGAGAAGAAACAAUACUCAAGAUGUGGGUAAAUCCGGUUGGAAAGUGAAACCCUUUUUGGCUCUCAUAUGUACAGCACUUUUGAUCUUUUGGUAUAAGACCACAAAUAUUCAAUUCGAAGAGACUGAGCUAGAAGAAGCAGAUUAUCCCUUUGACAUGGCAAAGGAAUCCGAACCAGUCGAUGACAAAUUAAAAGGCUUGCCACGUGGUAUCCUACAGCCUAGAUCAGACCUUGAACUAAAGCCUCUCUGGUCUAGUAAUAGUCUGAGGUCAAAGGGUGUUGAAAUGACUAACCGUAACUUGUUGGCCGUACCAGUAGGCAUUAAGCAAAAGAGUAAUGUCGACGCUAUGGUAAAGAAGUUUCUUCCAGCGAAUUUCACGGUUGUUCUUUUCCAUUACGAUGGAAAUAUGGAUAAAUGGUGGGAUCUUGAGUGGAGUUCAAAGGCCAUACAUAUAGUCGCACAGAACCAGACUAAAUGGUGGUUUGCGAAACGAUUUCUCCAUCCGGAUGUUGUAUCCAUUUAUGAUUAUAUAUUUCUGUGGGAUGAGGAUCUUGGAGUAGUGAACUUCACACCAGAUAGGUAUUUGAAGAUAGUUAAAUCAGAGGGACUGGAGAUAUCUCAACCGGCUUUGGACCGAAACUCUACUGAAAUCCACCACAAGAUCACACUCCGUUCCAAAACAAAGAAAUUUCAUAGGAGAGUUUACAUCAACAGAGGCACUAAGAAAUGUUCUAAUACUAGUGAAGAUCCUCCUUGCACAGGAUUUGUUGAAGGAAUGGCUCCUGUGUUUUCAAGAGCUGCUUGGUUCUGCACUUGGAAUCUUAUACAGAAUGAUUUGGUUCAUGGAUGGGGAAUGGAUAUGAAACUAGGGUAUUGUGCACAGGGAGACAGGAAGAUGAAGGUAGGGAUCGUGGAUAGAGAGUACAUAUUUCACCAAGGCAUUCAAACUUUAGGUGAAAGUGUACAUACUGAUAAGAAGACGGCAGCUGGUGAUACUAGGACUAAUAGACAGGGCCAUACAACGUUUGAUUCGAGAACCUCGAUAAGGAGGCAGUCGACAUGGGAGCUUCAAAGAUUUGAAGAACGAUGGAAAAAAGCGGUGGAAGAAGACAAGAACUGGAUCGAUCCAUUUUCAUCGAGCUCGAAGACGAAGCAAAAGAGUAACAGCGUUAGUAACAGAAGAUUAAGGCGUGGUAACAGUAAUACUCACCGAGUAAAACAUAAGAGAAGUCAAGGGACAGCUUAACACACAAGUAGCAUAAACAAGGACUUCUAUACACGAGAGAUUUGCUUUAUGUAAUUAGUUUAUUAUAUUAUUAAACUCUGUUAUUUAGGGAGAAAAAUAAGCAGAUUUCCUUUUUUUUAACAUCCUAAAUAUAAUACUUUAAAUAUUGAAAAGAAAAAAGAAAAUCAAAUAAGAUAAAAGCUAAAAUGAG